Molecule: messenger RNA, 522 nt
Organism: Penicillium verhagenii
Lineage: Eukaryota; Fungi; Ascomycota; Eurotiomycetes; Eurotiales; Aspergillaceae
Exons: 2
Coding region: 1-522 (173 amino acids)
Source: RefSeq, a predicted model, not a curated record
AUGUCAACUUAUACAGGCCCACCGAACAACUAUGGCCAAGCUCAAAACCAAGCUUACUAUCCACCCCACCAGGGUCUGAAUAAUACGCCACAGCAAGAAUUCCAUAACAGCCCUGAGUCACAGCCGUAUACUCAGCCUCGAUAUGACGCAGGUGCAAGUCCAGGCUCGGCCUUCCCACCUCAGUACAACCAGCAACAGCCCCAAGGAUACCACCCUAGCGGUCCAAGUUAUGAAAAUGCCCCCCAAGACCGUGGAUACGCACCCUACCCUCCAGCCCAGCAACAGGCUAGCGGCGAGAACUCAUCGUACUAUGGCAGCGUACCACACGGUCAAGCGGGCUAUGCCACUAGCCCCGGCCCUGUCGGUCCGCAGGGAGAAGGGGAAAGAGGCCUUGGCUCGACACUGAUUGGUGGUGCGGCUGGAGGGUUUGCAGGCCAUAAAAUGCAGGGUGGGUUCCUUGGGACUGCUGGUGGUGCGGUUCUGGGUGCUGUUGGAAUGAAUAUGGCUACGCAUGAGAUGUAA